Messenger RNA from Xyrauchen texanus (razorback sucker), 4317 nucleotides. It is a transcript of the gene lpin1b, whose product is annotated as lipin 1b. Bases 245 to 2722 code for a protein of 825 amino acids. Gene Ontology annotation, cellular component: mitochondrial outer membrane; nucleus. Gene Ontology annotation, biological process: positive regulation of transcription by RNA polymerase II; cellular response to insulin stimulus; triglyceride biosynthetic process. Gene Ontology annotation, molecular function: phosphatidate phosphatase activity; transcription coactivator activity. The record is from RefSeq and is a predicted model, not a curated record. NCBI's taxonomy places the organism in Eukaryota, Metazoa, Chordata, Actinopteri, Cypriniformes, Catostomidae. The transcript has 21 exons.
ACAAACUAUCAGCGCCCGUAUAACUCCUCUUCUCUGUUUUAAUUCAGUUUAAAAGACGAUAAAAAUAUAUACUCCAUAAAUGCAGUAUAAUGCCAUUUAAAAGAGUCUAACGUGGGAGCGACUCUUGAGAGGAAUACCUUCACCUCAUUGGCUGAACGGUGUCUGUUAAAUUUUCCUCACGGCCUGUGAACGGUAUGUCCUUCAGUGUUAUCACUUGAGCGGAGCUUUACUGGAGACUCAGACGAUGAAUUACGUGGGACAGUUGGCGGGGCAAGUGUUUGUGCAGGUGAAGGAGCUCUACAGAGGUCUGAAUCCUGCCACACUGUCCGGCUGCAUUGACGUCAUCGUUGUCCGGCAGCCAGAUGGAGCUCUGAGAUGCUCUCCCUUUCACGUACGCUGUGGAAAGAUGGGCGUUCUGAGAUCACGAGAGAAAUUGGUGGACAUCGAGAUCAAUGGGGUACCUGUUAAUUUACAAAUGAAACUGGGAGAGAAUGGAGAAGCUUUCUUUGUCAAGGAGACAGAAGACAAUCAGGAAGUGAUUCCAUCACACUUGGCCACGUCUCCCAUCCCAUCUGAUGGGGGUGUUCUGAUGGGCUGCUGUGCUGAGCAUGGAGUGUCAAAGAAAAGGAGGAAGAGGAGAAAGAAGUGUAGAGUGGAGGGUGUAAAGAGAGAGGACAGCAUAGAGGAGUUCUCAGAAGAGGUGUUGUUUAACAUUGACAUCAAUGACAGCGAGCUGCCUGAUGAGAACAGGAAAGACUUGAUGAAGGGAUGCUCAUCCACUGGAUACAAUCAAAACACAGUUUAUGCUCGUUCAGAUGGAGAGUGGAGUCCUGUACACAGUCCUAAUGUGUCUCGUCCCAGCACCCCUAAGAGUGACUCUGAAUUGAACUUUAAAGGGCAACAGGAGGAUUCAGCCAUGCUGUGGUCCUGGGGUGAACUUCCGCAAGCGGCCAAGCCAUCGUUUCUGUCAGCAAAGCCAAACCUUUUGCCAGUGUCCGUCCCAGUCUCUGACAACACACAUUUCAGAGUCAUUCCUGAGACUGCUGCCCAUCGCCAUGAUGACAUGAGAUCACACACUGAUGGCCGAUCACACACUGAUGGCCAAUCACACAGAGCGAAAGAGUUUAAAAAGCAGGAUGUGACAUCAGUAGCAACUGUGAUGUCAGAGGUUGAGGAGAGUGGAGAAAAUAUUGGACAAUGGCCACAAAAUAAGACAGAUUCUCCCUCUAAAAGAAAAGAUAAGAGAAGUCGCCAUUUGGGGUCAGAUGGCGUAUAUUUGGAUGAUAUAACAGAGCUGGAGCCAAAAGUUGCGGCACUUUACUUCCCUAAAAGUGGUCCAGAGCAUUCAUGCAGUGAGAACAGUCUUAGCAGUGUGACCAUUUCUCCUCAGUCCAUGUGCAGCUCAGGAGCGGACAGUGGAGUGGACAGUUACGACCUGCCCUCUAUCGCCAUCUCUCUGUGUGGAGGACUCACUGAAAACAGAGACAUUACUAAAGAACAUUUCCAACAUAAGUUUGUGUCUUAUCAGCAGUUUGCCGAGAAUCCAGCUAUGAUUGACGACCCAAAUCUAGUGGUGAAGAUCGGCUCGAAAUAUUACAACUGGAGGACUGCUGCUCCUAUUAUUCUGGCAAUGCAGGCCUUUCAAAAACCACUGCCUAAGGCCACUGUAGAGAGAGUGAUGAAAGAGAAGAUGCCCAGAAACAGAGGAAGAUGGUGGUUUUCAUGGAGAGGAAAAACAAACAGCAACAAACCGGAUUCGGUCUCAGAUGGUUCGGCAUGUGCUGCAGGAGACGAGACCACCAAGAUCAGACGGACAGACGAGUCCUUCUCCAGUGAUGAAGAUCACUUGUCUGCCAAUCAAACUCCUGUUCUUGUACAAAAAGAACCCGCCUUCUCAGCAGUGGGCGUAUCCUAUCAGAAGACUCUCCGCCUCUCCUCUGAACAACUCGCUAGUCUACAGUUGAAGGACGGUCCUAAUGAUGUGGUGUUUAGUGUGACGACUCAGUAUCAGGGCACGUGCCGCUGUCAAGGAACCAUCUACCUGUGGAACUGGGAUGAUAAAAUCAUCAUUUCAGAUAUAGACGGUACAAUAACCAGGUCAGAUAAACUGGGACACAUUCUGCCCACACUGGGUAAAGACUGGACACAUCAGGGUAUUGCUCGUCUGUAUCAUAACAUCAGCCAGAAUGGCUAUAAGUUUCUGUACUGCUCGGCGAGGGCGAUUGGAAUGGCUGAUAUGACGCGUGGUUACCUGCACUGGGUCAAUGAAAGAGGAACAAUGUUACCACAGGGACCCGUUUUACUGAGUCCUAGCAGCCUGUUUUCAGCACUACACAGGGAGGUGAUUGAGAAGAGACCGGAGAAGUUUAAAGUAGCGUGUUUAACAGAUAUUAAGAACCUGUUCCUCCCAAACACUGAGCCCUUCUACGCUGCGUUUGGGAACAGAGACACUGAUGUGUUUUCCUAUAAGGAGGUGGGUGUUCCCUUAAACAAAAUCUUCACUGUCAAUCCUAAAGGGGAAUUGACCCAGGAACAUGCCAAAACCAACAUUUCAUCGUACGUGCGUCUGGGCGAGGUUGUGGAUCACGUCUUUCCGCUCCUGAAGCGCAGCAGUUCAUGUGAUUUCCCCUGCAGUGACACCUUCAGUCAGUUUACCUACUGGAGAGAGAAGCUCCCCCUAGUGGACGGGCAGAUAGAGAGCAUGGAUAACAUCACUCGGUGAACAGCACACACACACACUAAUACUCGCUACAUCCUGUAAGGAGACUCGCAUAAACUGCACAGAAAAAAGCAAGUCAAAUUUAGAGAUGGUAUACAAAGUAGUUUGUUCAGCCAAAAGUCCAACUUUGUUCAUCAUUUUUUCAUCCUGAUGUUGUUCCAAACCUGUAACAAUUUGGCUUUGUUAUUUUUUUUUCAUACUGAAAUCAGUGCAAAUAUUUGCAGAUUACACACAAUCACAUCUGAACCUCAGGCAUAGAUGCACUUUCUUUCAAAGAAGUCUUCUCAUUUAAUUUGUGAUGUUUUCAUCUAUAAGUUUUUAUAUAGUUUGAUUUUGCGAAGAGUUCAGUGAAGGAUAAAUUUGUGCUUUUUCUGUUGUUGUUGUGUUUCAUGUGGCAGUCACACACACUGUGUUCAUAAACCUAAUGUAUCUGUCACAAAAUAAUAAUUUACUGAAAAACAAUCAUAUCAGAAUAUUUGCUGUAUAUUUACUGUUUGUAUAGAGUGAGCUUGUUAAUAUGUUUCAACAGAUAGUUUGUUUUUGUUAGUUAGACUGAAUGAUGUUACAUUUCUCAGAGAAACAGCAAUUCUGUUAGUUCAACAUUUAAAGGGAGAAUUAUUUUGUACCCUCAUUUGAUACAUUUUUGUUUGUGUAUUCAAUAAGUUAUUACUAUUAUUUCUGUCUAUUGAUUUUAAAUGUGCUGUGGUCGUAAAGAACAAUGGUUCUCAACUGGUUUUGCAUCAGAAACCAGAUUUUACAUUGAAAUGAAGUGUUUUUACAUUGAAGUGGCAACCUCACACAGUACCAAAAGUGCACAAAAUAAGCAAAUAUAUCCUUAAAAAUUAUUUUUUUUUAAUGUUAUAAUAUUACAACGAACUGCAUAAUCUCAACAAUGUGCAAAAUGAUUAACAUGACAUAGGCUGAAUAGGAAAAUUGACAAUUUUGUAAGUGCACAAACAACCGAAAUGUGAUUUACUAACUUUGACAUAAACAACACAUGAUAUGGAAAGUGUUUUCUCCUCCCUUUUAAUAGGUGAUAUUUGUGUUGUUAUUCUAACUAUGCACGGUUAUAUGGUUAGUUCCUAUUUGAUUAUUUGCAUUGUGCAUUGUUUUUGUUUUCCAUUGUUGCAUAGCAACCCACCAGAUAUAGUGAAUAUUCAGCAGUGAUAUUCUGAUACUCCUGCCUUUUUGUGUAGUUUUCAAACAGCACUUUAUGCAUUCAGGAUACUGAAGAAAGAUAAUAAUAUAAUGUCAUUUGAGAAAGUAUGUUGUAUACAUAGUAUAAAAGUGUGUGUGUGUGUGUGUGUGUGUGUGUGUGUGUGUGUGUGUGUGUGUGUGUGUGUGUUGAUUGAACAUUUUAAAGAGAGACAGACACAGUUUAAAAGUUGAUUGAACUAGGUUUUCUGUGUGUGUCAUGUUUGAGUUUUUGGAGAUGUCAGAGGAUUUUCUGCUAUUUUUUCCAUGAAAAAGCAGGUCAAAUCAGUAGAUUAGAGACUCUGAUGAGUAUUAUGAUUUUCAGGUGAUCUUUGUUUGAAAGUGAAAUGUGUUUGUUUUGCUCUUAAAUAAAACUUCAUGAUUCAAACAUGUGUAAAACUGCA